Messenger RNA from Lucilia cuprina (Australian sheep blowfly), 1472 nucleotides. Its product is annotated as alcohol dehydrogenase-related 31 kDa protein-like. The record is from RefSeq and is a predicted model, not a curated record. Gene Ontology annotation, cellular component: cytoplasm. NCBI's taxonomy places the organism in Eukaryota, Metazoa, Arthropoda, Insecta, Diptera, Calliphoridae. The transcript has 3 exons. The coding region runs from base 345 to 1142 and encodes 265 amino acids. Gene Ontology annotation, molecular function: oxidoreductase activity, acting on the CH-OH group of donors, NAD or NADP as acceptor.
AGACAACUCAAUUACCAAAGAGAAUCCAGAAUAUUAUAUAUAUUAGUAACGAAAUCGCCAGGGACUUCCAUAGUCCAACUGUUUAAAUAAAAUUAUUAAUGAUUAUUUGCAUUUCAAAGUGAAUAUAAAUUACUUUCAAUAACUAUUCGUCACAGCUAUUUAAAUAUAUGCUAAAGAUAAACAAUUUGGCUUAUCUUUUAGUAACUAACUAAUAAGAUAAUUAAUUUAAAUAAAAUAAUUUCAAAUCCAAUUCAAAAAUAAUAAAGUGAUAAUAAAAUUAGUUGGAUUUAAGUGACAAUAGCGUUAAGAACUAAAAACCGAACGUUGAAGAAUAUUUCUUAAUAAUGGAUUUGGAAGGAAAGAAUGUAGUUUAUGUAGCCGAUUGUGGAGGCCUGGCUUUUGAGACCUGCAAAGUAUUGGUAUCACGCAAUAUAGCGAAACUCGCCAUUCUACAUAGUGUGGAUAAUCCACAGGCCAUAGCCAAACUCCAGGCUUUAAAUCCUCGUACACAAAUUUUCUUUUGGAAAUUUUCUUUUACCAUGAGCCGUUCGGAAAUGAAACGUUAUUUUGAUGAUGUUAUAACACAAAUUGAUUGUAUAGAUGUUUUGAUCAAUGGCAGCACUUUGUGUAAGGAACAAGAUGUUGAUGCCUCAAUUAAUGUGAACCUAACUGCACCCAUCAAUAUUGUCAGUAUUGUUAUGCCUUUUAUGGACAAGAGUAAAGAUGGUGGUCGAGGUGGUAUGAUUGUGAAUAUUAAUUCAGUGACUGGAUUGGAUCCUUCGCCCGUAUUUUGUGUUUAUAGUGCAGCCAAGUUUGGUUUGUUGGGCUUUACCAGGAGUUUAGCGCACCCAAUUUAUUACGAUAAAACUGGUGUUGCGGUAUUGGGCAUUUGUUGUGGUCCCACAAAAACUUUUGUACGUCAUACAAUGAAGGCAUUUCUUGAAUAUGGACAAGAGUAUGUGGAUAAAUUAAAAGGGGCACCAUGUCAAGAAACCGCAGUGUGUGCACGCAAUAUAGUACGAGCCAUAGAAAUGGGUUCAAAUGGACAAAUAUGGAUAGCUGACAAUGAACGUUUGGACAUUGUGAAACCACAACUCUAUUGGAAAAUGUCAAAUGAAUUGUUGGAGUAUAUGGCACGUUAAAGGAAAACAAAAGAAAACAUCUUAUAGUUGUUUGCAAAAAAAAAAACUUUAUUAUGAGUUCUUUUUUAGCAAAAGGGUCAAUAAACUUUUUGCUUAAGAACAAAAAAAGAAAUAUUAUUUUGCUUUGUAGUCGUAUUGUGUUUUUCUAUUUUUCAUUUUUUUGUGUAAUAUUUUGCGGCCAACAUGGUUUACAAGCAGAUUUGUUGUUUUUAUAAAAUUUUUUACACACUUUGGUUUUGUAAACUAUUACGGAAUUCCCCUGAAAAAAUGUUUUGCUGCAAGAACCACAAAAAUAAGCAAAUCAUUUAAAAUAAACUUUUGGCAUACAUU